Tinamus guttatus (white-throated tinamou) is the source of this 528-nucleotide messenger RNA. The record is from RefSeq and is a predicted model, not a curated record. NCBI's taxonomy places the organism in Eukaryota, Metazoa, Chordata, Aves, Tinamiformes, Tinamidae.
AUGGGACGCGGCGGCGCGGUGACAACGCGCUGUGCCGCAGACCCCUUUGCUGAUGCAAGUAAGGGUGAUGACCUGCUCCCUGCCGGCACUGAGGACUACAUCCAUAUAAGGAUCCAGCAGCGCAACGGCAGGAAGACCCUCACCACCGUCCAGGGCAUCGCGGAUGACUACGAUAAAAAGAAGCUGGUGAAAGCCUUCAAGAAGAAAUUUGCCUGCAAUGGUACUGUGAUUGAACACCCUGAAUAUGGAGAAGUGAUUCAGCUGCAGGGCGACCAGCGCAAGAACAUCUGCCAGUUCCUCGUGGAGAUUGGACUGGCUAAAGACGACCAGCUGAAAGUCCAUGGGUUUUAAGUGCCUGUGGGUCACUGGAGCUUUAUGCAAGAAGACUUCCUUACCAUGAAAAUCCCAUCUGUCCCUUGUCAUAAGUUUAAAACCAGCGGGUUUGUGUAAUGUAACAACCUUGGGUCCACUGUUCAGUCUGGACUAGUGUAACGCAGUGAUGUAAUAAACUGACACGAGCCCAUGCUA